GGGAAGUUGGUGACGUCACCGCGGUUGCACAAGGGGGGGUGGGGGUGCUGGUGACAACCCAACUUCUCCUUCGGGUCCCCAUUGUCACCAUGUCCGUCCGUCCUGGCACCGUGUCCGUCCGGCGGCUCCUCGUCCUCCUGGGGGCUGCGCUGACCUGCGGUGGCACCGGCGUGGACGUGGAGUCGGUGACAACGUUCGCCGGUGACGCCGGCGCCGCUUUCGGCCACAGCGUCGCCCAGUUCGGUGACGGGGUGCUGGUGGGCGCCCCGCUGCGCCGCAACGGCGACAACCGCUUGGGAGCCGUCUAUUGGUGCCACCAGCGCCUGGGGACGUGCCAGGAGGUUCCUGUCACCGGGGCCCCCAAUGCGUCGCUGGGGCUGGCGCUGGCAGCCGGGGACACCGAGGCCAUGGUGUGCGGCCCCACCGCCCCCCAGCUCUGCGGUCACAACGUCCACGUCCGCGGUUCCUGUGUCGUCCUGGAUCCCGCGCUGCAGCUGCUGCGGCGCCUCCCGGCGGCCACGCCGGAGUGCCCGCGGCGCCGCUCGGACAUCGCGGUGCUGGUGGACGGGUCGGGCAGCAUCAGCCGCCAGGACUUCAGCACCAUGAAGAACUUCGUGCUGGAGGUGAUGAGGAGGUUCCAGGGCACGGACACGCAGUUCGCGCUGUCCCAGUUCUCCCACCUCGUCUUCGACCACUUCAGCUUCUCGGCGUUCGCCGCGGCCGCCGACCCCGCGGCGCUGCUGGCGCCGGUUCAGCAGCUGGGGAGGACCACGCGCACGGCCACCGCCAUGCGACACGUGCUGACGAGCGCGUUUGUCCCCGGCAAGGGCGCGCGCACCGAUGCCACCAAGGUCCUGGUGGUCAUCACGGACGGGAAGAAGUUCGACGACCCGCUGGGCUACGAGGAGGUCGUCCCGCUGGCCGAGCGCAUGGGGGUGACGCGCUACGCCAUCGGGGUGGGCGGGGCGUUCCGGGACGCCGAGGCGCUGCGGGAGCUGCAGACCAUCGCGUCCCCGCCCCCGGAGCAGCACGUGUUCCGCGUCGACAACUUCCAGGCGCUGCGCGGGAUCCAGCAGCAGCUGCAGGACCAGAUCUUCGCCAUCGAGGGCACCCGCUCGGCGCACAGCAGCUCGUUCCAGCUGGAGAUGGCCCAGGAGGGGCUGAGCGCCCUGCUGACCCCCGAUGGGGCCGUCCUGGGAGCCGUGGGCGCCUACGACUGGUCGGGCGGAGCCGUUGUCACCGGCGCCGGAGGGGACACCGCGUUCGUCAACGCGUCGCGCGGGGACGGCGGGGACACCAGCGACGCCUACGCGGGGUACGCGGUGGAGCGCCUGUCCCUGGUUGGGGGGCGCGCGCUGGCCCUGGGCGCCCCCCGGUUCCGCCACGUCGGGCGCCUCCUGCUGUUCGUGCAGCGCCAGCCCGGGGACACCUGGGACCUGCGGGCAGAGGCCACCGGGACGCAGGUGGGCUCGUACUUCGGGGCGUCCCUGCUGGCCCUGGACGCGGACGGCGACGGCGCCGCCGAGGCGCUGCUGGUGGGGUCCCCCAUGUUCUUCGGGGGCGGCGGCGGCGGCCGCGUGUCCGUGUGUCCCCUGCGUCCCCGCGGAGGGCGGCUGCCGUGCCCUGGGACGCUGCGGGGACAGCCCGGGCACCCCCUGGGCCGCUUCGGGGCCUCGCUGGCCACGCUGGGCGACCUGGACGGCGACGGCAGAGCCGAGGUGGCCGUGGGGGCGCCCAUGGAGGAUGAGGGGGCGGGCGCCGUCUACGUGUUCCCGGGGGACGGCGGCGGCGUCAGGGACACCUACAGCCAGCGCGUCCCCGGACGCGGCUUCGCCGGCGCGCCGCGCUUCUUCGGCCAAUCGCUGAGCGGCGGGCGCGACGUGACCGGUGACAACCUGCCCGACGUGGCCGUGGGCGCGCGGGGACAGGUCCUGCUGCUCAGGGCCCCCCCGCUGCUGCGGCUCCGCGUGGCCGUGACCUUUGACCCCCGCGAGGUCCCCGCGGUCACCGAGUGUCCCCAAGGGGACGCGGCCCCGCGGGAGGUGGCCCGGGCCACCCUGUGCUUCAGCGCCACCAAGAGGACCCCGGACGCCUUCGGUGCCCAGGUGUCCAUGUCCCUGCGGUACCGGGUGUCCCUGGACCCCGGGCGCAUGAGGGUCCGCGCCGUGUUCCCCGGGGACGUCACCGUUGUCACCAGGACCCUGAGCCUGCGCCCGGGACGGACCUGCCAGAGCCUGCCCGUGGCCUUGGCCGGGUGUCCCCAGGACACGCUGACCCCCCUGAAGCUGCAGUUGAGCUACGAGGCCACCGGGGACCCCCUGGGGAUGGCCGGGGGGCUGAGACCGGCGCUGAGCCCCGACUCGGACACGGUGACAACGGCCACGCUCCCGUUCCAGCAGAACUGCGGCUCCGACGGCGUCUGCAGCGACGACCUGCGCGUCACCUGCGCCCUCACGGGGUUGGACACGCUGGUGGUGGGUGUCACCGAGUCCCUGGCUGUCACCGUCACUCUGGCCAAUCGCGGCGAGGACUCGUACGGGGCCCUUGUCACCCUGGGCCACCCGCGGGGGCUGCGCUACCAGCGCGGGACGGUCCUGCAGGCCAGCGGCCGCUCCGUGUCCCUGCGCUGCGGCGCGGACGCCCCCGAGGGACACGGGGACAGGGGACAGGGGGACGGGGGACAGGGGGACGCGGGGCGCGGGGCCACCUACUGCCUGGUCAACCCCCCCAUCUUCCGCGCCGGCUCCGAGGUGACGUUUGCCGUCACGCUGUCGGUGUCCCCGCUGGCGGAGCUCGGGGACGUGCUGGAGGUGACGGCCAACGCCAGCAGCCACAACGCGGUGACGGGGACGCGGGGACAUCGCGCGACCAUCCCGGUCAAGGUCGGGGUCACCGUGGUUGUGGCCAGCUCCCCGGACUCCACCAAGUUCGUCACCAUUUCCAAGGGAGAGGACAGAGCCAAUGUCACCCACACAUACCAGGUGAAGCUGCUGGGGGGCCGUGUCCCCCCCCUCAACAUCACCAUCCUGGUCCCCACGGCGCUGGGGGGGGACGCGCUUUGGGAGCGGCUGGAGGUGACACCCGAGGAGGACGCGGUUGAGUGCCGGGCGGUCGCUGAGCACCCGGGGCUCUCCCCGCCCCCCCCGCUGCGCGAGCGCCCCCUGCUGGACUGCGCGGUGGCCGGGUGCCGGGAGCUGCGGUGCCGGGUGCCCCCCCUGGAGCCGCCCCGGAGCCUGGCGGUCAGGGUGGGGGGCACGCUGCGGCUGGACUGGAUGGCCGGGCCGGCGCGGGCGCUGCUGCGCAGCUCGGCCCAGCUGCACUGGGACCAGCGCAGAUACCGCAACAGCGCGGGGGGGCAGCGCCUGCAGGUGCAGACGGAGCUGGAGGCCCGGAGCCCCCCCAACCCCCUGCCCCACAUCCUGGGGGGCACCGCGGGGGGGCUGCUGCUGCUGGGGCGCGGCCUGGGGCUCUACAAGUUGGGGUUUUUCAAGCGCCGCUACAAGGACCUGAUGGAGGGGGAGGGGGCGCCCACGGCCCCCCUGGGCGACCCCCAGCAGUGAGGGGACCCCCGGACGCCUGGGUCCCUCCCGGACGCCUGGGUCCCCCCCCUGAACACCUGUGUUCUCCCCCCGGACGCCUGGUCCCCUCCAAGAUUCCAAAGGGGUGACUCCGGACGCCUGGGUCCCUUCUGAGGGGGGGUCACCUGGACGCCUGGGUCCCUCCCCGGACGCCUGGGUCCCCCCAGUCUGCCAAUAAACCCGUUUGGCUGC
Messenger RNA from Columba livia (rock pigeon), 3770 nucleotides. RefSeq names its product integrin alpha-X-like. Gene Ontology annotation, molecular function: integrin binding. Gene Ontology annotation, cellular component: integrin complex; external side of plasma membrane. Lineage: Eukaryota; Metazoa; Chordata; Aves; Columbiformes; Columbidae. The record is from RefSeq and is a predicted model, not a curated record. Gene Ontology annotation, biological process: cell-matrix adhesion; cell adhesion mediated by integrin; cell-cell adhesion.